UUUGACUUUUUCCAUAUAUUUUGUUUUGAAUUUCUUUCAGACGUCGUACUCUCAAUACAUUUUGUUGGAAGGAUAUGAAUCCAUGUAUGAAAAAUGUGGAUUCAUAUGGUUGUUUUGUAUUAUCAGUUUGAAGAUCCGAAACAUGUAAACAUGCGGUCUUGUGCUGGCGGCUCGGUGCUCCCGCGCGAGAUGCAGGAGGUCGCGGGGAGACGGUUCGUCACGGGCGGCGCCUUCGCCGGCCGCAAGGAAGACGGGCGCGGGGCGCGCAGGGCCUCCAGGUGGUUGCUCAGAGGGGGAGAGACGGCUCGGCGAAGAGGACGAGCGCUGGCUAGAGCAGCCGAGCGAGCUGGCGGGAGCCAAUGGAGAAACGCGGCGGCGCAGGAGGAAGAACGGGAGGGAGCAGAGGGAAAAAGGGUGCAGGGAACAGAGCUCAUCGGAUAAGAAUCAUAAGACCGAGGACCGCCCGGGUCCACGAUUCAUUGGUGUUUUAUUUUUAUUUUAGCUCAGCAUACAAUUAAGAAAAAAACAGGUUUAAGAAGGUGGCGAGAAAUUUUUCAGUGAACGUGAGUCAGCCGAUGGCUUUUGGGCUUCUGCCUCUUGCUGUAGUACUUCAUCAGGUACCACUAGAUGCAUUUGGUGGUCGUUCCAAUAAUUCAAUUGGAUCGUCGCUGCGUUUGGUGGUGGCCUUUCUGCGAGGUAGAUGGAGGGAUCUCCUCUGGCGGGUUGCUUCAAUGGCGGCAGAGGGAGAAGCCAAGUCUCUGCUUCGUUGUAUGCCGAGCUACCUCGCAGCAGCGGGAUCUCCGACAUCGCCGGUCCUUGGUGCCGGUGCGGUGGAGUAAUCCCCGGUGACAUGCUUGAUGUCAACGCGAGGGUCCCACGCGUUAUGCAUGGAAGGCAACCUGCAGCAACUUCCUCGUCUGCCCAUCGACCGGGCACCAGGGGGAUCUCGCCGCGCAGCGGGUAGCAGGCGCCCGUCACCUGCUCGAUGGAUUGCCUACCUGGACAGUCCUCUCCUGGAGCAUGCUCAUGACCGCUGGCGUAGCCCUGGGCAUCUCCCGGCCGAUGCGGAAGCCUACAAAUCUACAAUCUGCCAUUUGGUGUUGCUGCUAUUGCUUGCCGAUUUUGCAGCUGCAAGGGUGCUUCGUUGAUGUCGUCUCUGUACUUGCUUGCGGUGGACUCGACCUUGGCGCAUGCUGGUACUCUCAGUCAAGCUUCUUCUCAAAACCAGCUACUUCGGAUAUAUUGGAGGUACUGAUCAUGCUGUGUGCUCUAUUCAAGAUGACUCUAAAGAUGAGAUUAGGGAUAGACCCUUUGAUAAGCAUUGCAGUGCCGCAGCUACGUUAACCUUUUGAGCUUUGGAGCAAAAUACAGUGGACGAUGCAACAUCUUUUAAUAACAGAAUGAUGCAAUGGUUGUCCAGCUUGCAAUAGAAAGAUUAGUAGUGAAAGCUGAGAGAGUUUGUAGGGUGUUGGUGCUAGCAUUGUCGGCCCAAUUAUUAGUUAACCUAUUUCCACAUCUGGAUCAUUUAGGCGAAAUAUUGAUAGUGAGAUAUGCCAGAUUUCUCUGAAAUAUACUAAUUCCGGUACUUGAUAGAGCGAAGUGUCGUUCUAAUUCUAUUAGUCGUAGUAUCUGCUAGGCCCUUGAAGUCUGAAGGAACUGAAUUAUUUGAUUGACACGCAAAAGGGUUUCUGUGAGAAGGGCGUUGAAAAAGGGUUUGUGCAUGCAACGCAAUAAAAAACUAAACUCCCCAGACCAGGCAAUGUAUUGUGAAUCGCUGUUUUGCUCCCGCGCAGCGAAGCGCGUGUACGAAGCUAGUUGUCUCUAACCUUUCCCAGAACGGAAAACUUGCUCGGCUUUCGUCUCCUUUCCGGCUUUCCCCAGCUUGUCUCGCCAAUCUCCUCCUCAAUCCCCAGUUCCCCACUCCAGUCUGCAGCUCUUCGCCAGAAACCUACAAGACCAGCAGCGAUCACGCCGCACCGGAGCACCCCGCCAGGCUCGCCAUGUCGGCCGUUGCCUCCGCCUCCGCCAUUGUCGCUGACACGGCGAGCGGGUUCCACCACCUGAAGAUCGCCGGCUACUCAAGCCUCAAGGGCCUACCCAACGGACACCGCCUCAGCUCCUGCCCUUUCACGGUCGGAGGCCAUCACUGGAGGAUCGACUACUACCCCAACGGCGACCGCCAGGAGAGCGCGGGUUAUGUGUUCGUCUUCCUCGUCCUUGACGAGAAUAUGAUCGACGGAGUGAAAGCGCAAUUUGAGUUUGGUUUCUGGCCGAAGAAGCGAGGCCUCUUCUUCCGCAAGAGGACCAAGUCAGGGCUGAGGCUGCGGUACUUGUUUAGCCAGAGUACUCCAUCUUGGGGGUAUGGAGAGUUCAUGAAAUGGGAAGCCUUGGACAGAUCCGAGCAUCUCAAGGACGAUUCAUUCACAAUCAGGUGCGACAUCGUGGUGCUCAACAAGGUCUGCAUUCAGGGGCGUGCCAAGAAAGCCGCUCCGAAGUUCGUCUCCGUGCCCCCGUCCGACCUGAACAAGCACCUCGGCAGUCUCCUCGUCUCAGAAAAGGGCGCCGAUGUCCUGUUCGAGGUUGGCGGUGAGACAUUCGCCGCACACCGGUGCAUGCUCGCAGCCCGAUCGCUAGUCUUCAGUGCGGAGCUCUUUGGCUCAAUGAAGGAGGGCGACAUCAAUGACUUGGUCCGCAUAGAUGACAUGGAGGCGCAGGUGUUCAAGGCUUUGCUCUGUUUCGUGUACACUGGCUCCUUGCCAGAGAUGAAGGAAGAAGAUGAUGAAGAAGCCAUGUACCAUCACCUGCUUGUUACAGCGGACAAGUAUAACAUGGAGAGGUUGAAGUUGAUUUGCGAAGAAAAGUUGUGCAAGUACAUCGAUGUGGGCACGGUGGUGAACAUCUUGGCACUGGCUGAACCGCACCACUGCCAUGGGCUCAAGAGUGCAUGGUUCGAUUUUCUCAGCUCUCCAACAAAUUUGAGGACAGCCAUGGCCAGUGACGGCUUCGAGCAUCUCGCGAUAACCUGCCCCUCUGUUGUCAAGGAUUUGAUUGCCAUGUGUUCGGCAACUUAG
Messenger RNA from Brachypodium distachyon (stiff brome), 3071 nucleotides. Its product is annotated as BTB/POZ and MATH domain-containing protein 1. Gene Ontology annotation, biological process: protein ubiquitination. Lineage: Eukaryota; Viridiplantae; Streptophyta; Magnoliopsida; Poales; Poaceae. The transcript has a single exon. The record is from RefSeq and is a predicted model, not a curated record. Gene Ontology annotation, molecular function: protein binding. The coding region runs from base 2001 to 3071 and encodes 356 amino acids.